Austrofundulus limnaeus is the source of this 1803-nucleotide messenger RNA. It is a transcript of the gene plekha3, whose product is annotated as pleckstrin homology domain containing, family A (phosphoinositide binding specific) member 3. Gene Ontology annotation, biological process: endosome organization; retrograde transport, endosome to Golgi; receptor recycling. The transcript has 8 exons. Lineage: Eukaryota; Metazoa; Chordata; Actinopteri; Cyprinodontiformes; Rivulidae. The record is from RefSeq and is a predicted model, not a curated record. Gene Ontology annotation, cellular component: trans-Golgi network; recycling endosome; early endosome. The coding region runs from base 255 to 1037 and encodes 260 amino acids.
CUCUGCAGGCUUCCGUAGCGGAGCUGCGGUUUGUUGACAUUCCUCUCAGCUGACUUUCAGCAGAAACAAACCGAGCAGCUUGAUUUAUUUCCGCUCCGGCAUCAUCUGCGGCUCAUAAACAGACUCAUUAUGUGCUGAGAAGAGCAGAAGUUACUCAUGACCCUCAGUUUCUGACGCUUUUCCGUCUUUCAGACGGUCACCGUUAGCCAGCAGCUAACAGGCUAGCUGCAGCGUUAGCCUCAUCUAAACAAACCAUGGAGGGGAUUUUAUACAAGUGGACUAAUUACAUGACAGGCUGGCAGCCCCGCUGGUUUGUCCUGGAGAACGGAGUCAUCUCGUACUACGACAGCGAGGACGACGUCGGCAAAGGCAGCAAAGGAUCCAUCAAGAUGUCUGUGUGUGACAUUAAAGUCCACCCCACGGACUCGACUCGUCUGGAGUUAAUCAUUCCUGGCGAGCAGCAUUUCUACGUGCGAGCUGUGAACGCUGCAGAGAGGCAGAGGUGGCUCGUCGCUCUGGGCUCAUCUAAAGCUGGGACCCUGGAAAGCCACAAACACAGAGGUCCAGACUGUCUGAAGACAAAGAUGUCUGAACUGCGUCUGUACUGUGACCUGCUUGUGCAGCAGGUCCAAACCAUCCAAUCACAGCACACUGUGGAAACAGAGGCCACGCCCACCUCUGAGGCCUCGCUGCUCAGUGCCACCUGUGAGACUUUCAUCAGGACUUUGGAGGAGUGUAUGAGUCUGGCCAACCAGAGUUUGACCCCUGACCUCCGACCCCCUGAAAGGAUGAAGAGGUCCAUCAGCCAUCCUGGAACAUACAGCUUUGACAGGUCAGGUGUACUGAAGGAGUAUAUGAGUGGGGGUCAAAGGUCAGCUCAGCGCAGACACCGAACGUCCUCUGACAGCUCUGUUUACGACACUGAACGUGUGCUGCCCAGUCUGAACGGAGAGUCGUCCUCUAUUCCUGAGGAGAGGGGGGCCAGUGAGAGUCCAAAGACCACACCCACGGACACAGACACUGACCUGUCCAUCUGAUGUCCCCUGGGACCGGGCCGACAAACAGAAGAGCUGGCUGACCUUUGACCUCUGUUAGAACUUUGUUCUGCUGAAGUCAGCUGAUCACCAAAUAAAGGCACUUUGGAGUCCUUUUGGUUCCUUUCAGUGCUUCCUUUGCACACUGGACAGACUGGACCCGUCGUGAACUGGACUGUGAUACUUUGAGCUGCUGGGCAGCCCAUAGAGAUCCACUGAUCUGGACUCAGAGAUUCUGUUCUAGCAGCUGAUUGGAUCCACCAGCUCUGUGAAAAUGAUGAACUGUACAUUUGUAGUUUCUGCUGCUUUAAAAGGACCUGAGAAUGUAAAGACCUUUGGAAUCUGUUUUGUUUCCAAAAAUCCUCACUCAGCCAAACGUUUCCAAAUGAACUCUGACCUCCAUCUUUCUUAGAGGAUAUCCACACAUCAACAUCUAAAUCUGUCCUCUGGUCCUGCUUACCUGCUGAAAACUAAACAACUCCGUCCAUCUGUCAGAUCUGACCUGAAGCACUUUGUUUUUAGACUUUGCAUCAUUUCAUAGAGAACUGUCCUGCUGCUCAAAGGAAAACAUUUCAAACUGACUACUUUUCUACAGCAGCACUGAGUUCUGUGGAGUCAGGAGGAAACUAGAAGUUCACCUGAAGAUCCACAUUUUGGCAGCUAAUAUUCCUGAAGGUCUUCAUCAGAACUUGAAGGUUAAACUGGAGCCAAUCAGCAGGUCAAAUGAAUUUACUCCAUUUAAUAAAUACUGGAGGUGUAAGUACUUAAA